CUUCCAAUCCCUCUUUCUUAUUAUUGAGACAAUUUUGCUCUAAAUAUGAUUUUUAAUUUGAGGAAAAUAAAAGUCAUUGUCUUAUUGCAAAAUUUUUUUCUAAAUUAUGUCGGCCACUUUCGACAGAGUGAUUUCAGUGACUAUUUUAUACAAAUUUCAAUUCCAAAAAUAGUAGAAUUUACCACAGAUGAGCGAAGACAAAGAAAGAGACUAACACUCCUUUUGGUAAGAAGGAAAGGACGAGGGGAAAAAAGUUCUAAUAUUUUUUUUACUUUCCCUUUUCUUUCUUUCCUACAACACGGAGUCUAAACGAUCGAAGACCACCUUGAUUGUCUAUAUAUAUUAAGCUUGAUGCAAGGCUUAUCGUUAUAUAUUUAGAACUAGCAGUUAAGAGAGAAUUGAAAAUAAAAAGAUCAUAUAUAAAGAAAAAGAGAUGAUGGAACCCAAAUGGUUGUUGUUGAGUGUGUUGUUGUUGUUGUUAGAAGGAUGCAGAUGGUAUAGUACUGAUGCCUGUUGGGAGGAAGAGAGGAUUGCUCUCUUGCAACUCAAACCUUUCUUCAAUCCUCAGAACGAUCUGAACAGCUGGGUUGAUGAGAUCAAGGGUUCAGAUUGCUGUCAAUGGGAUAGGGUCGAGUGCAACACCUCCUCCUCCUCUUCCAAGCGAGUCAUAGGACUCUUUCUUAAUUAUAUAAGAUGGUCCAAAAACGAAAGAUGGUAUCUUAAUGCCUCUUUGUUUCUUCCUUUCAAGGAACUGAAGCAUCUUUAUUUGCCAGGGAAUAACAUCGCUGGUUUUGUUGAAAGUGAAGGUUUUCAAUGGCUUUCAAGACUUAGUAAUUUGAAAACUCUUGAUUUAGGGGACAAUUCUUUGAAAAAUAACAUAUUGUUUCAUAUGAAUGGAUUGAAUAAUUUGACAAAUUUGAAGAACUUGGAUUUAAGUAGCAAUAGAAUUGAAAGCUUUCAACCAUCAAAGCAAGGAAAGGAGAUGCAACUAAGGAUGACCAAUUUGGAGGUUCUUGAUUUAAGUAGCAAUCUCUUCAAGAACGACACUUUUGCAUUCCUUUCUGGCCUUCCAAGUCUAGAGUCCCUGAAUAUGGGGGACAACCAAUUGCAAGGCUCAAUAGAUAUUGAAGAUAGUGGGAGACAGCUGAACUUGACCCAUUUAGAAGAAUUUGAUUUGAGUGAUAAUCUCAUUAAUGACAACAUAUUUGCAUCGCUUAGCGGGCUUUCAAAUUUGAAGUCUUUGGAUGUAAGCUCCAAUCAGUUAAAUGGAUCAACAGAUAUGAAAGACUUGGGUGCUUUUACCAACUUAGAGGUAUUGGAUAUGAGCUUUAAUGAUCUGAAUGAAUUUGUGGCCUGUAAAGCUUGUUGUGUCUUAGAUUACCUUUUGUCAUUCUGUUUUAGAUUACUACGUAUUCAUAUUACCGUUUAA
Durio zibethinus is the source of this 1429-nucleotide messenger RNA. Lineage: Eukaryota; Viridiplantae; Streptophyta; Magnoliopsida; Malvales; Malvaceae. The record is from RefSeq and is a predicted model, not a curated record.